AUGGCCGAGCCGCAGGUGCCCGAGGUGCUGCAGGAGGUCACGGUCGGCUCCGAAAUCCCCCCGGGCACCCCCGAAGGAGCGCCGAGCUGGGUUUGGCGGGGGCCGGGCCCGGACUCGGAGGAAGAGGAGGAGGAGGAGGAAGAGUGGGCGCGGCCCCUCCUGAGGCUCUGGGGGGACUGGGGGGGCUCCUCAGACGACCCCUCCCCCGCCUCCCCCUCCCCCAGCUCCCACCCCCCCUCGCCCCCUCCCCUCGCCGCCCCAAUUGCCCCGUCCCGCCCCAGCUGCCCCCAGUGCGGCAAAUCCUUCACGUCGGGCCCGUCCCUGAGCCGCCACCUGCGCUCCUCGCACGGGGCCGCACCUGCGCUCACCUUCACCUGCUGGCGCUGCCGGGCGCCGUUCCCGUGCGGGGCGGCGCUGCAGGAGCACCUGGGCACGCCGGGCUGCCAGCCGCGCCCGCACCGCUGCCGCUCCUGCCCCAAGCGCUUCGCCUCGGCGCGCUCGCUGCGCAAACACCGCAAGGUGCACCUGGACGGGGCGCUGCGCUGCCCGGACUGCGGCAAGACGCUCACGUCCGAGGCCUCGCUGGUCACGCACCGCCGCAUCCACACCGGCGAGCGCCCGUUCGCCUGCCCCGAGUGCGGCAUGGGCUUCAUGGCCGCCAAGUCGCUCAGCAAGCACCGGCGGGCGCGGCACUCGGGCGGCUUCAUCUGCUCCGACUGCGGCCGCAGCCUCUCGUCGCACGCCGCGCUCGUGGCGCACCAGCGCAUCCACACCGGCGAGCGGCCCUACGAGUGCCCCGACUGCGGGAAGGGCUUCGCGGCCGUCAAAUCGCUCAGCAAGCACCGCAAAACCCACCGCGCCGGGGCGGCGGCGGCGGCCGCGCCGUGCUCCGAGUGCGGGCCGGGAAACGCGCGCUGCCCGCACCGGCGCUGGAUCGGCGGCGACAGCCCCGAGGGGGUCCCGGCGUCCCCGUGGCUGCUUGGGGACAGCCCCGAGGGUGGAGCGGGGCUCCUGGAGGGCCAGCGGCCCCUUGGGGACAGCCCUGAGCGUGGGGCGGGGGUCCUGGAGCGCCCGCGGCUGCUUGGGGACAGCCCCGAGGGCGUCCCGGUGUCCCCACGGCUCCACGGGGACAGCGCCGCGUGUGGGGCGGGGGUCCUGCAGCCCCUCAGGGACAGCCCCGAGGGCAGUGUGAGGGUCCCGGUGCCCCGGCAGCCCCUCCGGGACGGCCCCGCGGGGGUCCCCAUGUCCCCACGGCUGCUUAGGAACGGCCCCUCGGGCGGGGUGGGGGUCCCGGUGCCCGCGCGUCCCCUCGGGCACAGCCCCUCGGGGGUCCCGGUGCCCCCGCGUCCCCUCGGGCACAGCCCCUCGGGGGUCCCGGUGCCCCCGCAGCCCCUCGGGCACAGCCCCUCGGGGGUCCCGGGGGUCCCGCGGCGCCGCCGCCCGGCGUGCGAGCAGUGCGGGAAGGCGUUCCGCGACGGGGCCGCGCUGCGGCGCCACUGGCGCGUCCACACCGGGGAGAAGCCGUUCGGCUGCAGCGAGUGCGGGAAGAGCUUCCGCGCCAGCUCCAGCCUGGUCAUCCACCGGCGCACGCACACCGGGGAGCGGCCGUACCCCUGCUCGGGCUGCGCCAAGAGCUUCGUGUCCCGCUCGUCGCUCAUGAAGCACCUGCGCACUCACCUGCGCCAGGAGCCGCCGCCCUGA
This is a messenger RNA of Camarhynchus parvulus, 1701 nucleotides long. RefSeq names its product zinc finger protein 774-like. The transcript is spliced from 4 exons. The coding region runs from base 1 to 1701 and encodes 566 amino acids. NCBI's taxonomy places the organism in Eukaryota, Metazoa, Chordata, Aves, Passeriformes, Thraupidae. Gene Ontology annotation, biological process: regulation of transcription by RNA polymerase II. The record is from RefSeq and is a predicted model, not a curated record. Gene Ontology annotation, molecular function: DNA-binding transcription factor activity, RNA polymerase II-specific; RNA polymerase II cis-regulatory region sequence-specific DNA binding.